AUGUUUCUUUACGCCGCCAAUUCGGCUCUACAUCCUCGAUACCUGCUCUUCAUCUACAACAACGAGAACGGACCCUCCUCGAAGGGCAACAUGCUGCACAAAACGCCUACAAGACCGGUUUUCUCCUUGCGAGGCUGGCUUGCCGGCAGCCACAGGACCAGAUCAACACGAUUGAGCAGUCCGACUUGGCCACAUCGCACCUUCUAUUCGGAUCUGUACGAGAAUGAGGGUCACCUUUUCGAUCGACAGCGCGACGAGGGACGAUCCGCAUCCACUACAUCACCUUUCAACUCUCGAACGCAGCAGUCGUCACGGUUCAGUACGAGCCACCCCUCGGCGUACGAAUUGGAACGUCAAAUGCACAGGGUGAGUUCACAGACACGACCAAUCGGGCCGGUACGAAUGGCAUGA
Pseudozyma hubeiensis SY62 is the source of this 411-nucleotide messenger RNA. RefSeq lists its product as hypothetical. Lineage: Eukaryota; Fungi; Basidiomycota; Ustilaginomycetes; Ustilaginales; Ustilaginaceae. The record is from RefSeq and is a predicted model, not a curated record. The transcript has a single exon. Bases 1 to 411 code for a protein of 136 amino acids.